Molecule: messenger RNA, 7839 nt
Organism: Manacus vitellinus (golden-collared manakin)
Lineage: Eukaryota; Metazoa; Chordata; Aves; Passeriformes; Pipridae
Gene: BTRC
Product: beta-transducin repeat containing E3 ubiquitin protein ligase
Exons: 16
Coding region: 83-1969 (628 amino acids)
Molecular function (GO): protein dimerization activity
Source: RefSeq, a predicted model, not a curated record
GGCGGGGCAGCGCAGUUCCCGUCUGCGUGGCUGCGGCCUUCACCGAGCGGGGGGGCGGGCCCCGGCCCGGCCCCGCGGGACCAUGGACCCGGCCGAGGCCGUCCUGCAGGAGAAGGCGCUCAAGUUCAUGCCCCGAAUACACAUGCCAAAAGAUGGAUUCCAACUUAUAUCUUCUGGAUACCAAGCAUGGCUAAAGCAGUGCUCUAUGCCCAGAUCUCUGUGGCUGGGCUGCUCCAGCCUGGCGGACAGCAUGCCCUCGCUGCGAUGCCUGUAUAACCCAGGGACUGGCGCACUCCCAGCUUUCCAGAAUUCCUCUGAGAGAGAAGACUGUAAUAAUGAUGAGCCCCCUAGGAAGAUCAUUCCUGAGAAGAAUUCACUUAGACAGACCUACAACAGCUGUGCCAGACUGUGCUUAAACCAGGAAACAGUGUGUCUAGGAAGCACUGCUAUGAAGACUGAAAAUUGUGUGGCCAAAACUAAACUUGCCAAUGGCACUUCCAGUAUGAUUGUGCCCAAGCAAAGAAAGUUGUCUGCAAGCUAUGAGAAGGAGAAGGAACUCUGCGUGAAGUAUUUUGAACAGUGGUCCGAGUCUGACCAGGUGGAGUUUGUGGAGCACCUCAUCUCCCAGAUGUGUCACUACCAGCAUGGACAUAUUAACUCAUACCUCAAACCCAUGUUACAGCGGGACUUCAUCACUGCACUGCCAGCUCGGGGAUUGGAUCACAUUGCUGAGAACAUUCUGUCAUACCUGGAUGCCAAAUCAUUGUGUGCUGCUGAGCUGGUGUGCAAGGAGUGGUACCGGGUGACGUCGGACGGCAUGCUGUGGAAGAAGCUCAUCGAGAGAAUGGUCAGGACAGACUCCCUGUGGAGAGGGUUGUCAGAGAGGAGAGGAUGGGGGCAAUAUCUAUUUAAAAAUAAACCUCCUGAUGGAACUGCUCCACCCAACUCCUUCUACAGAGCACUUUAUCCCAAAAUUAUACAGGACAUAGAGACAAUAGAGUCAAACUGGCGGUGUGGAAGGCACAGUUUACAGAGGAUCCACUGCCGAAGCGAGACAAGCAAAGGGGUUUAUUGUUUACAGUAUGAUGAUCAGAAGAUAGUGAGUGGCCUACGAGACAAUACUAUCAAGAUCUGGGAUAAGAAUACAUUGGAAUGCAAGCGAAUUCUCACCGGACACACAGGUUCUGUCCUGUGCCUCCAGUAUGAUGAACGGGUGAUCAUUACUGGAUCUUCAGACUCAACAGUCAGAGUGUGGGAUGUGAAUGCAGGCGAGAUGCUGAACACACUGAUCCACCACUGCGAGGCCGUGCUGCACCUGCGCUUCAAUAACGGCAUGAUGGUGACAUGUUCCAAAGACCGUUCCAUCGCCGUGUGGGACAUGGCUUCGCCAACGGACAUCACCCUGAGGAGGGUGCUAGUAGGGCACCGAGCUGCUGUCAACGUAGUGGACUUUGAUGACAAGUACAUUGUAUCAGCAUCAGGUGACAGAACUAUAAAGGUAUGGAACACUAGUACCUGCGAAUUUGUGCGCACCUUAAAUGGCCACAAACGAGGCAUUGCAUGUCUGCAGUACAGAGACAGGCUAGUAGUGAGCGGCUCUUCAGAUAAUACUAUCAGGCUGUGGGAUAUCGAGUGUGGGGCAUGUUUACGAGUACUGGAAGGCCAUGAAGAGUUGGUGAGAUGCAUACGCUUUGAUAACAAGAGGAUAGUCAGUGGGGCAUAUGAUGGGAAAAUUAAAGUAUGGGAUCUUGUGGCUGCUUUGGACCCCCGUGCUCCAGCAGGGACCCUCUGCUUGCGAACCCUUGUGGAGCAUUCUGGAAGAGUCUUUCGACUUCAGUUUGACGAGUUCCAGAUUGUCAGCAGCUCACAUGAUGACACCAUCCUCAUCUGGGAUUUUCUGAAUGACCCAGCUGCCCAAGCAGAAUCCACUCGUUCCCCGUCCAGAACAUACACCUACAUCUCCAGAUAAAUAACACUACACUGUACCUCACACUCGCACAGGACUCAUUUAAGCUGCAGUAUUUAAAUGCCAGGACAAAAGAACUAUCCACGUAACCAAUACUUGCUGAAGAGAGAGGCUCUCAGACUUGUUUCUGGAACAAAGUUGGCAUGCGGUUGAUCUCAGACAGGGUCUACUCAGCGCGGCUGACUGCUAAAGUGCUGCUAUAUCAGAAGAUGACUUUUAUCUUUCAUGAACAGUUAACAUUUUUAAACCUUCCCAUCCCUCUCCUCCCUGAUCCCCCUCUUCAUGUUCACUCUGCUUCCCUUUACCCUGUUUGGUUCCCCUCCAAACCCAGUCACAGAUGUCCUAUGAAUAUAUUUAAGAUGUUGCCAGAAUGUGUUGCUUUGCUGUUAAGCAGAAGACUUAUAGCCACAGCACAUCCUGCUGAGAGUUACUUCAGGGUGGGUGUGAGGGUGGGUGGGGAGAAGGCUGCUACUGUCGGACUGAAAUCAAUAUCCAUUGCUAGGCCUUUGAAAAAGCAUUGAGCUCUGAAGAGCAACAGAAACAAAGCAGCCAGACUAUCACCCUCCCCCCCAAACCCGGCUUCCCUGUGGCUUUUGGCUGUUCUGACUGCAGACUUAUUUUUUUGUGGAGAGAGGACCCUUGAAAUUUGACUAUUAUGAACCAAACCAAUUUCUUUCCUCUCCUGCCUGCUAUGCUAACCCUUUGGAAGCUGGAUGUGUAUUGUAGUCUCCCUUAACAUCUACUCGUUUGGGGAAUGCUAAUCAAUGAAAAGUUAAGCUCUAUUCUGCCAAAGUCCCAAGCAUGAUGGGCUGGGGCUGAGAUCCUGUCCACCCCUACCCCAGGUGAAAUGUUGGCCCAGGACAGUAUUUCACUAGCAAAGAGAUUGCGUGUACCAUCUUCCUCCUGCUGUUCUCCCUGAAGACAGUAUGUUGCUGAUGACUUAUGAAUUAUUCUGUAAAUUGGAGAAAGUUUGAGGCUGUGGUGAGAAGGAAAGCUGGACAUUGCUCUUUUCUUUCCAUUCCUUCUCCCCUCAGAAAGGCUGUAGCUGGGUGCUGGAAGAGGGAGCUGCUAAAAACCUUGUGAAGCUCUCCAGAGCCAUCCUAGAGUGGAGACACUACACAAACACUCUGGCCAUUACAAUAAGACUUUGCCUCCCUUGAAUGAGCAAAUGCACAGUCCUCUGGAGAUGGCAGAUUGGUAAAAUGAGUGUGGCCAUGAGGACAAUCAUUGAAUUUAGCAGUGACUUGAGGCCGGUUCUGCAGCAUUUCUGGGGCUAGCCUUGCUAGAAGGCAUUUGGAAGGAGAGCCUGUGGUGUGCUUGUCUAACCUGCAUGCAUGCUGCACUGUGAUUUAGGGAUGUGGGCUGAUUAGUCCUUUUGCUGAUAGCUGUGAUGAAUCUUUGCUUUCUAGCUGAGACUUUUGCAAAAUCUGAUUGUUUAGAAGAUAAAAAUAGCCUUGAAGAGAAAGGACAUGAGAAACAAUUCUGCAUGUCUCUGAACUAGACAGAAGUCCAAGGGAAAACAGCUGUCUUCACAGAGCUGGAAGGAAUUGCAGCAGGCCUGCAUUUAGAUCAGGAAAGACUGUGUAAAUCAGCCCCUGGCCAUUCCAGUUUUGUGCCCAUAUCUCCUGCAUGUCUGAAAUAACCUCUACUGCCUUAGUAGGGAGUUGCUCCAAUCCUACAGUAGGAAAUUGAUGCCCUUUAUCUCUGAGCUGAAGGGGUUUAAACAGGCUUUGUUAACACACUCUGAACUUGGGAGAUGGGAUUUUUUUUUUAAGCUAUUCUCAUCAGCUUCACUUAGCUGGGGAAGCAGUUGCAUUGUCUCUAAUUGCUUGGGAUGCGCAUUUUCCACCAAUGAAAUUUAGCAAGGAGCUGGACCAGGAGUCCCCAAAGAGCAGUCCAGAGAAUUUGAAUAAUUUUGGUGACAGCUAAGACAGACAAGAAGGUGAUGGAGUUACGAAGGAAGGAAAAGCUGGUGCUUGGGGAAUACCUAGAGCAGUUUCUAAGGCAUGUGGGCAGCAGUGUUGAGCACUCAGUUCCCUGUAUUUUCAUUGAGCCUAGAGACUACAUCAGCUCUAAAGAGCAUCUCAAAGCCUGUGAUGACACUCCUAUUUUUGAACUACUGCUGUGAGAGUCAAACAGGUUAACAAGUCUGUUCAGGUAACACUGGCAGAGUGACUUACCUCUGCAGAGUCAUAAAAGUUCUGAGUCACAAUGAUAAGUUCAUCCACAACUAAUUUUGGCACUACUUUUUAAGCCCAGGAAGGCUGUUUGGGCUUUCAGAUAGCUCCACAUAUCAUGAAUACUGCAGUCCCAAAGCCAAAAUGGCAAGGGAGCAGAGAGAAUCAAAGUUUACAUCCCAAACUUUGCUGAGUUCAAGUUCUGAGUCUUAAUGCUAUUUGAACACUGUCCCUCUAAGUUCAGGUAUUACCAGGUCUGCAGCAUGGUUGCAUGUCAGCAGGGCUUUAUAUGACCUUGGCUGUAGAUUUAAUAAUUAUUUUCCUCAUUUUGGUUAUCCUCUGUCUUUUACAUUUGGGUUACUGUAGAAAACAAUGAUCUGUUUCUCCAGCCACUGAAAGCUGCAGAACUUUUUAAUAUUUUAAUUGUGUCUUUGUGACCAGCAUGUACAAGGAUGCAUUUUAUUUUGCUAAUUGAGAGAAUUUGGGAGAACUGGAAGACUGGCUGACCAAACAGAGACAACACCAUUGUAGAUUGUCCUUGGUUGUCAUAGCCCUGCUGCUCCAUGCUGCUAUUCUCUUGGGUCUUCAAGUGGUACCGUAGUUUGUACUCUGCUGUAUAGAGCUUUUUAAGGUACAUUUAGCAAGCAACUGCUGAAAUCCAUUUUUGGCACAUGGUAAGAAAGGUGUUUUACCCUCAAGAAGGGACUGUAUGGGAGUACUUCACACAGAACCCCAGAGGGGCGAGGAUUCCUACCCCACUCCCCGAGUUGUAAAAAUUUUCUCAUGGCUUAAGAAGGAAACUGAAGUUAACUGAUCUAACUUGAACUUGAAACUGCCACAGCCUGACAUUUGGUGGUGUUUAUUGUGCACCCCAGGAGGAGCAAUUUGGUAAGUAGAUCUUCCAAUGUCAGAAGAAUGUGGCUUUUUCAAACUUCCUCCCCUUCCCUUAGGAUAUGUGUGCAUGUGUGUGUGAGUGUGCAAGAGUACAUGUGAGAGAGAGGUUUCAGCAUGAACUGGAUGGAUAAUCCCUCAGCCAGAUUGGAGUAAUUGCAGAGUUUAUAAUGAAAAUAACUAGAAUUUGCCUGCUGAAAGGAGAUUAAAAAGGGCUGGAAGUGUCUGUGGGCUUUAAGUGUUGCACAUCGCUUUGAAAUGAAAUACCUCUGCUGCGUAGAGAUUGGCACUUCUCCCAUAAGUUGGAAGCUCACAUGAGCCUUCCACCUUGAACUAUGGGAUGGAAAGUACUGGAGGUGUGGGACAUUCAGAGCAGGACAAUCUGUUAUGGCCACACCAUCUCCUGCUUGUGAAUCCUUUGCAGUAGAGCACAGUUUUGCUGCGAAUAUUUCUCGUCCUAGGAGGAAUACAGCUUGCUUUCAAAUAUGCAAAUAGAAAAUGGCAUGAAGGAAUUUGCAGUGAGAUAACUCCUACAGCUGUCUCCUCUGGAGCAGCUCCCUCUGCUCCCUGUUAACAUUCAAGGACAGACACAUCCACUGUUGGAAUGGAAGAAUUCAGAUGACAAGUUGAGAAGUCUGUGUUCAUCAGAAACAUUGAAAUGCUUUACACUUGUUUCUAAACUGGAAGCUGACUUGGACCACCAUGCUCUACCUACCCACCACCUGCUCCUGCUCCAAAGGAUCCUUUUUUCUUUUUCUUCAUUUUUUUUGAACACUGAAAAAGCUGGAGAGUAUCAUGUGCAUUUCUCCACUCCCAGGUAUGUGUAUCUGCCCCUUCCACAUGUUCCUUCCUCAGUCUGAGCAGAGCUCCAGGCUUGGUUCUGAGUUUCUGGCAUCCUGGCUCCAAUGGGAAGCACAUAUCCAGGUUGGGCUCUUGCAUGACUUCCUUUAACACCAUUUUAGAUCUGCCUUGUAUGGCUGAUUAUUCCUAAAUUCACUGGGGAGGAGCAGUAUUUGCGUUUGAUAAAUUGCAAAUACUGGCAGCUCUUCGUAGCUAGAGAAGUGGAUAAGAAGGAACAGCCAGCCUUCUUACUGCAGGCUUGCUCUUAGUUGUGGGAGAAAAAGGAGAUGAAAAGUGGUGGAAAACUAGGGGGAACGUGGGGAUAGAUGGAUCUCUACAAAAGUGGGGACAGUGCUGAAAAUAGAUCUUUUGGCUUGUGCAGUUGAAAGACUUGGAAGAACAGAGGUUUUCUAUGAGAACAUCAGAAGUCAUCAGGAGGUGAUCAAGACCUCCUAUUGUUGAACUUGUCGGUUGAUGCCCCUUUUAGGAUGCAUUGGAGGCAUGAGGAGAAAGGAAUGGACUAACCUGCACUUGCCAGGAGAAGAAUGAGCUUUGCCAGGGUCUCCAAGUGGCAUGCAUGAUGCAUCUGACAUGCUGAGCUUUGCCCUACUGUUCCUCCCAAAGCAAUAAAGCAUCAGCUUCCCAGAAGGAGGGGGGAAACAGCAAGUGACCCAGAUGUCCUCAGAGAUGGUCUCCAUAUGAAAUCCUUCUGUCCUGCUGGCAAAUCCCUGCUGGAUUGAUUGACAUGAGGGAGUCACAGUCUUUCUGCCCUCACUUUUAAUUCAGAGACUCACAGAAGCAGCAGGUCCCUUGGGUGUGUUCGUUCUCCACACCCCAGCAGUGGGUUGAGACGUACAGCUGCCUGCUGAGGCUGAGCAUUUGGCUUCCCCUCCUUUGCCCCCUUACCCCUUUUUUUUUUUUAAUGAGGUAUAGCCAAACUACUGGCAAAUCCCCAAAGCAUCUCUCUCAGGUAGAGCCUAGGCACACUGCCAGAAACUUUUCCCAUUACUUAGUGCUUGUUCCCAAAGUGUUGGGAUUCCACAUUUCUUGUCCAGCAGAUAUCCCAUGGGAGUUGGCAACACUGGUUAAUCCUUAGUGAUAUUAAACUGAUACUUUCAAAAUCAGAGGGAUACUGAUGUACAUGGAUGUGCAACAAGCCCUUUAGAUAUUAUAGCCAGCUCCUAAACAAGUUCAUUUUUUUAAUAGCCUAUCACCCUAGAAGAUAUCCUGAUUUCUGCUCAAGCAGGAGCCAAGUGCAGCUAUGGCCAGAAAAUCAGCAGGACAUACCAGUCUUUGUCACAGAGCAGCUCUGCUCAUACCUGCACAAUGAAUUUGUUGCCUUCACAGGCAAAGUGUUUUAACCUGCUGGCACUUAAGCAUUGGUUUACAUCUGAGCAAAACUCCACAUGCAGGAGGCAGGGCAGCCUGUCCCAGGCUGCUUGCAGUGGCUUUUACAAGGAGCUAGCUGUGAGAAUUUUUGGGCAAUUCAAUGUGAAAAUAUGGAGCUGCUUUCAAGUGUAGAACUUUGCUUUCAGCUACUUUGUCUAUACCACGUGAGACAUUGCAGGGCUCAGCCUAGCCACAGUUUUAGCAUGGCAGAAAAAUAAUGUGACCUCAGCAAAGUGUAUUGUCCCCUUUCUCCCCAUCAUCUUACAUCACUGUGUUUAGGAGAGUUACCUGCCUGCUGCAUCAUUCCUGCCUGCUCAGGCUGAGGUGGGUGUGGAAGUGGGAGAGGUGAGAAAGAACAUGGUUUCUCCAGAGUUUUCUGUUUGUUACUCUGCUAUAUUUGUUAUCUGGAUUCUUAAGUAAUGAGUGCUUUGAAUUUUGUGAUUAUGUUACGGUGAUGUGUAGUUAAUGUACUAAUGUUCACUUGAGCUAGGAUCAUGGUAACAGUGUGGUUUGUUUUUUUUUUUUUUAACUGUUCAGAAAAUAACUUAAAUACAACUACAAAGAUUAAGCUGUGAA